Molecule: messenger RNA, 454 nt
Organism: Ceratitis capitata (Mediterranean fruit fly)
Lineage: Eukaryota; Metazoa; Arthropoda; Insecta; Diptera; Tephritidae
Product: lysozyme P-like
Exons: 1
Coding region: 1-435 (144 amino acids)
Molecular function (GO): lysozyme activity
Source: RefSeq, a predicted model, not a curated record
AUGAAAUACUAUAUUUUCGGCAUUCUUUUAAUACACAACUUCUUCGCAAGUGACGCUAGGAUAUUCGAUCGUUGCUCGCUGGCUCGUGAGCUUUCGCGUUUGGGUGUACCGCGUGGGGAUAUACCCGCUUGGGUUUGCAUCGCUCAAUAUGAGAGCACCUUCAAUAGCGCGGCAAUUGGUCCACCCAAUUCGGAUGGGUCACGCGAUUGGGGUAUCUUUCAAAUAAACGAUCGUUUCUGGUGCGAUCCACAGGACGGACGUCAAACGUCGAAUGUUUGCCGUACGCCAUGCCGCGCUUUGACCGCAGAUGAUAUUAGUUUAUCGGUACGUUGUGCAGGUCAAAUACGAAAUGCUCAAGGUUUUGGCGCUUGGACGGUGUGGAAUAGACAAUGUGCUGGUGGCAGGGCGUUGCCAAAUAUAAAUGAUUGUUUGUAAGACGGUAAUGAUUAAUAAA